UGUCCUUUAGCCUCACCCUUGUACGGUAGAGACUGCAGCUGCUCCAGCCGUCUCGGUAGUUUGCGAGAAUUUUGUCCCGUGCCGGCGCAGAUCUGUCCUAAGUUGUCAACAUUGCUUUCCGUACGUAGCUACAUUAUUAUAAAUUCACGCCAUUCACUGUCCUUCUCUCCUUAUCAACCAGCUGUUUAUAUUACCAAUAUUCGAAAUUUCUCACUGUUGCAAUACAUUAUUCAAACAGAAUGCAUCUACGCACGCUCGUCUUACCGAUCUUGGUGCCCUCCGCGGCUCUCGCGCAAAGGAUUGUAAAGGGCACUAUCUACAAUGGGAUUGACAAUCAAGGUGUAAAGUAUGAGAUCAUUACUGAGAAUUGUAUCAACCUCCGAAAGCCAUUAUUAGACGAAAUACACUCUAUUGAUGUGACCGAAGGCUUUAUGUGCAGGAUUUAUACCGAGAGAGGUUGUGAUGACGAGGGGUCCUACAGGGAAUACUACGAAACUGAGUUAUAUAUUCCUGGGGGUAAUGCCAAAGCUGUCAAAUGUAUGAGGGCAGAAUAAGAGCUGGUUGCCUUGGGCGUGG
[Torrubiella] hemipterigena is the source of this 576-nucleotide messenger RNA. NCBI's taxonomy places the organism in Eukaryota, Fungi, Ascomycota, Sordariomycetes, Hypocreales, Clavicipitaceae. The record is from the annotation of a GenBank genome assembly.